Suillus plorans is the source of this 1836-nucleotide messenger RNA. RefSeq lists its product as uncharacterized. Bases 1 to 1836 code for a protein of 611 amino acids. NCBI's taxonomy places the organism in Eukaryota, Fungi, Basidiomycota, Agaricomycetes, Boletales, Suillaceae. The transcript is spliced from 7 exons. Gene Ontology annotation, biological process: signal transduction. The record is from RefSeq and is a predicted model, not a curated record. Gene Ontology annotation, molecular function: 3',5'-cyclic-nucleotide phosphodiesterase activity.
AUGCUUGAUAACGAAGAAUACUCUCAUGGACGUCGAAGGAGCGUCGACGUCGGCGGUUUGGCGCUUGCACUCGAAAACCAAGGCUUGGGUCAUGGGUGGGGUGGAUGGGAAGAAGAUGAGCAAGGAGAAACUCGCUAUGCCGAACUACUUAGCGAUAUGUACAACCACACCCAGACUACCGUCAGCCAUCAUGUACAUGACAUCUCUCCAAUCGUGAUACCUGCCCAUACGCGAGCCCACCUAAUCAAAUCUCUCGAUAGUUGGCAUUUCGAGCCGCAGAACCUACCUGAGGAGGAAGUCCUAUUCUGCGCGCAAAUUUUGUUUGAAAGUCUGUUCCGAAUUGAGCAUAUGCGAGAGGAUAUAGGCGUCUCCCUCGAUGAUAUCUCCGUGUUCUUGAAACAUCUGCAGCCCCUAUACUGUGGACAUAAUAGUUAUCAUAAUUUUCAGCAUGCUGUAGAUGUGAUGCAGGCCUCCCAGGCCUUCCUGUGUGCAGCAGGUGUCGUACCUCCAGUGUCUAUAUUGUUGGAUAAUGACAACUGCACAUGGAGACCAAACAAGCUCGGGAAGGAACGACGUCUCGCAUUCGAUCUCAACAACACGUGUCUUUUUGCUCUGUACAUUGUUGCCAUUGGCCAUGAUGUGGGUCAUCCCGGAUUGACAAAUAUGUUCAUGAAAAAUGCCAAGGCGCCGUUAUCCGACGUGUAUGACAACAAAUCAGCUCUUGAACAGAUGCACUGUGCCCUCCUCAUACAAGCAAUGCGGCACCAUGGCCUUGGGAAACUCUUGGAUCGACCAGACAGCGGUUUUCGGAAAAUGCUUGCUGGUAUCGUACUGGCUACGGACAUGAGUGUCCACUAUCAAUUCAUCAGAGAUUUUCAAUCACUUGUGGAUGGUAGAGAAUAUUCUUUGGAUCGGCGCCGAUUACUGCUUUGCCAGGCAAUAAUUAAGUGUGCUGACAUUAGCAAUCCUAGUCGGCCGCCUGGUGUCUCGCAUUACUGGGCAAAUGCCUUGAUGGCUGAGUGGACCUAUCAAGCAUCACUAGAGAAGCGCUGGAGUUUACCGCCAUCCGUCACGCCUUCCGAAUGCCCAUUAGACCAAGUCCGAGGACAGAUAUUUUUUAUUGGUUCAUACGCCAAGCCACUCAUGGACCUUGUUGCACAAGCUGUUCCUGGUAUUUUGCGUUUUAUAUUCGCUUGUCAGUGCACUGCAAAUUUAGCCAUGUGGGUGGCCCGCGAAGAAGUUCUGUCCUCCUCAUCUGCAGAAGAUUCUCCAUGCCCUCCUGUAGUCACACCAUCCCUUCGUCCUCCUAACGAUUUUAUCACUUCCUUUCCCCUCACUCUCCCCGCAUUCGUUCUUACAGCUGACGAGCCUCUUACCUGCGGCGAGUGGCAUUCUACAUAUCCGCCCUCAGAUUCCUCAUCAUCAUCGGAUUUUGGUUCUGAUGUUCACGUCGAUCCCCUAGUGGUAUUCCCAUCCCUUUCACCCCCUGCAUCCCCCGUGCCAUCCGUAUGCUCGUCUUACGCCCCUGCUCCACGUAGUUCGUCAUCAAGUCUCGCAAGCAAUACUAGCGAUGCUACACAAGCGAUGCGAGCCGCUUAUUCAGCGAGUGUGCGGAAGAAGAAAAGUUUCCAUCACCGGUACUCUUGGAAUGUAUCCAUCAACUCUGGAUCGUCCACAGGUGUCUCAAGUCCCCCACCAUUACUUGCCACCAUUCCAAAAGCUGCACUAUUGCUAACUGAGUCCACUGCGUCAAACGGAGCUACUGUCGCGUCAGUCACUGCCGUGGUAUCAUCCCCCGUAGGUGGUGAGAAUAACGGAGGACUGAAGGUGCCAUGA